Mauremys mutica (yellowpond turtle) is the source of this 3601-nucleotide messenger RNA. It is a transcript of the gene NAMPT, whose product is annotated as nicotinamide phosphoribosyltransferase. Gene Ontology annotation, molecular function: nicotinamide phosphoribosyltransferase activity. The transcript has 12 exons. Bases 121 to 1620 code for a protein of 499 amino acids. The record is from RefSeq and is a predicted model, not a curated record. Gene Ontology annotation, biological process: NAD+ biosynthetic process. Lineage: Eukaryota; Metazoa; Chordata; Testudines; Geoemydidae.
GGCUCCGCCCCCCAGGGAGGUUCUUGGCAGCGACGGGGGGAGGCGGCGGUGGCGGCGGCACAGCCCGUUUGUGAUUGUCCCUGCUCGCGGCGGCAGCAGCGGCGGCUCGUGCUCGGCGAGAUGGAACGUGCAGCGGCAGGCGCAGAGUUCAACAUCCUGCUUGCCACCGACUCCUACAAGGUUACACAUUAUAAGCAAUAUCCACCUAAUACAAGCAAAGUUUAUUCCUACUUUGAAUGUCGUGAAAAGAAGACUGAGAACUCCAGAUUAAAGAAGGUGAAAUAUGAGGAAACCGUUUUUUACGGGUUGCAGUACAUUCUAAAUAAGUACUUAAAAGGCAAAGUGAUAACCAAAGAGAAAAUCCAGGAAGCCAAAGAGGUGUACAGGGAGCAUUUUCAAGAUGAUGUCUUCAAUGAAAAGGGAUGGAACUAUAUUCUUGAGAAGUAUGAAGGGCAUCUUCCGAUAGAAGUAAAGGCUGUUCCUGAAGGCUCAGUCAUUCCCAGAGGAAAUGUACUCUUCACAGUAGAAAACAUGGAUCCAGAGUGCUACUGGCUCACUAACUGGGUUGAGACUAUUCUUGUUCAGUCAUGGUAUCCAAUCACAGUGGCCACAAAUUCCAGGGAGCAGAAGAAAAUUUUGGCAAAGUAUUUGCUAGAGACAUCUGGCAGCUUAGAAGGACUGGAGUAUAAAUUGCAUGACUUUGGCUACAGAGGAGUUUCUUCACAAGAGACAGCAGGAAUAGGAGCAUCUGCUCAUUUGGUAAACUUUAAAGGAACUGACACAGUAGCAGGAAUUGCUUUAAUUAAAAAGUACUAUGGAACGAAAGAUCCUGUUCCAGGAUAUUCUAUUCCAGCUGCUGAACACAGUACCAUAACCGCUUGGGGGAAAGACCAUGAGAAAGAUGCUUUUGAACACAUAGUGACGCAGUUUUCUUCAGUGCCUGUAUCUGUGGUCAGUGACAGCUAUGACAUCUACAAUGCUUGUGAGAAAAUAUGGGGUGAGGACUUGAGGCAUUUAAUUGUAUCCAGAAGUCCAAAGGCACCGCUGAUUAUUAGACCAGAUUCUGGAAAUCCUCUUGACACUGUGUUAAAGGUUUUGGAGAUUUUAGGAAAGAAGUUUCCUGUUGUAGAAAAUGCAAAAGGCUACAAGGUGUUGCCCCCUUAUAUCAGAGUUAUUCAGGGGGAUGGUGUGGAUAUCAACACGCUGCAAGAGGAGAUACUGGUAGCACAGAUUGUGGAGGGAAUGAAGAAGAAUAAAUGGAGUAUUGAAAAUGUUUCCUUUGGAUCUGGUGGAGCUUUGCUGCAGAAAUUAACUAGGGAUCUCUUGAAUUGUUCCUUCAAAUGCAGUUAUGUGGUGACCAAUGGCCUUGGGGUGAAUGUCUUUAAGGAUCCAGUAGCAGAUCCUAACAAAAGGUCAAAGAAAGGUCGACUCUCUUUACAUAGGACACCCAAUGGAGAUUUUGUUACAUUAGAGGAAGGCAAGGGGGAUCUUGAAGAAUAUGGUCAUGAUCUCCUUCAUACGGUCUUCAAGAACGGAAAGGUAAUGAAGUCUUACUCGUUUGAUGAAGUAAGGAAAAAUGCCAGACUGAAGGACAGUGAACUAGAAGUGGGACCUCAUUAAGUUUAAUUCCAUGUCUCUCUGUGUAAUGAGUAUGUACUGCAUAGCUAACAAGUUUAUUGUACAGAUCUGUGUGUUUGUGUUUUAUGAUACAUUAUAGCCAAAUUAUUUGUUGGUUUAUGGACAUACUGCCUUUUUUCUUUCCUUUUUUGCACCAGUCUUUAGAAAAGAUGAAAUUAGGAAAUGGUACUUACAAUGUAAAAUCUGUUUAAUGCUAAAGUGUGCUUUUUAGGGCCCUUCGCCAGUAGUGAUUCAAUCUGGUAUUGAUCUUUUCACAAAUGAGACAGAGCAGAGAAACAUUUUUAUAUGGAACAGAAUAUCACAAAAUGGAUUUACAUAAAAUUAUCAUGCUUACUUUGUUUAUAUUUAACUUGUAUUUUUGUACAAACAAGAUUGUGUAAAAUAUAUUUAAAGUUUCAAUAAUUAAGUCUUUCCAACUUUUCAUGAUUUUUAUGAGCACAGACUUUCAAGAAAAUAUUUUGGAGGAAAAAUCAUUGCCUUUUGUCCAUUAAUCAGCAAAUAAAAAUGGCCUUAAAGUUUCUUGUGAUGUUGUACCAUUUGAAGGUUAAAUCAGGAUUUGUACCUACUUAAGACCCAUAGAAUUGCUGACCUCACUGUUCCUUAUAGUUAUCUGUAGUAGUCAUUCUACAUUAAAGAAAAUUACUGUUCUUGCUGGAAUCUUUAGGUACUAUAAGCGUAUAGGCCUUGCGAGCAGUGUAUGGUAUGUAAAUGGAAUGCCAAAUUUGAAAGAAUUCUCUACUGCAACUUCUCUCUUGUCAAGUAUAGUCCACUUGGCAUAUGCACCUCAAUAUUUUAAGAGUAAAGUUUUUAAGAGAUAUCCUCUUCCACUACAGAAUAUACGUGUAAAAUACUGAUAAAUAUGGAAGCGGUGUAUUUUAAAGUAAUUAUACUUCUGGGUUUAUUUUUCAUAUAUUGUAAGUGACAUGACUUUAAAGUGAAAUACUGGACUGGGUAGUGCACUUUUUUACUUUUUGUAUUUUUUUUCAUUGAUUUGCCUUUUAUCAGACUGGAUGUUAAAUUGUAUAAAUAUGUUUAACUAUUUUUUGUUAAACAACUUUAAUAAAAUAUUACGCUAGACAAACUCCUUUUACAUGAAUCCCCCCAGGGGGGACAUGAUACAGAGGGAUAAUUAUGAAAACAAAAGAUAUGAAAGGUACUUUUUAGUCAGCUGUGCUUGAUUUUAUUCACUCUCUGCAUAUGCUUGCUUGAACACCUGCAGGAGGACAAAACUGUCAAUGAUUUUGUUUGACAAACCAUAGCAAGUUUUCAGAUGUUUGUACUGUAGGGUAGCUCUUACGAAAAAACGAAUCCCUCCUUUUUUUAGAAAAGCAAUGGUUUCUGUAACGUUAUCCAUGCUAAAGAGUAACUAAGUCACUGAUCAUUGUACAGGUGUUGUAUUUGGUUCUGGCUCUAAUGUAUUAGCAAUUGAUGUUAUAGGGCAAAUGGUUUAGAAGAGAUCAAACAAUUUAGACCAACCACAGAUAAUACAAAACAUACUUUUAUUUGAAGGAAGCUUAAAAAGCCAUACUUUAUUCUUACUGUCACACCAAAAAGGGCCACAUCAAAGAACUUGUAAUGUUUCCGGGAUGUUUCCGGGAUAUGAAGUUAAAACACUUAAGCCCAGUCGCAAUAGUUUGUUUUAUUUGUUUAAAAAAUGUUUUCACUCUUACUGUAUGUGAUUAUACACUUCAGUGAUGUAUCGUUUCAAAAAGUAGAGUUUUAAAGUAAGAUGAUAAACACUGACCUUUCACACCCUGGAUCUGCAUUCUAUUGCUGUUACCCAUAUUCAUAUUUGGUCAGGAAAGAUUUUAACUCCAGAGAUAGCAUUAGUAACAGUUAAAUAGAAUAGAGACUUUCACUCCUCCAUAUGAUCUGUAUUAGAGAAUUUUAUGAUGUAUGGUAUUUAAAAAAAAAACCUGCUUUCAUCCUGUACCAAUAAAGAUUUUGAUAACUAUUGACUACC